UCCUCUUCCAACGUCUCCCUCCCUCUGAAACACUCUCGUUGGCGAUACAGUCGAGAAGAAAAAACAAAUACGGAGAAGACCGGACGUCCGGAGACGAUGGCAAUGUCGCCGGAGAAUUUCUUCACCGCCUUGUUCACUUUCACGGUCCUGUUGUCUGCUUCGGCCUUAUCCCAUGGCUCAGUGCCUCCUCGUACGUUGUCUCAUGGCCUGUCCACGAGCGGCUAUUACUUGACCUCGGAUGAGCUCUGGUUCAAUCAAACACUUGAUCACUACUCUCCUUACGAUCACCGCAAAUUCAGACAGCGAUACUAUGAAUUCCUAGAUUAUUUCCGGGCACCCGAUGGGCCAAUCUUUCUGAGAAUCUGCGGGGAAGGUCCUUGCAAUGGCAUCCCCAACGAUUAUCUCGGUGUAUUAGCAAAGAAGUUCGAAGCGGCUGUAGUUUCGCUCGAGCAUCGGUAUUAUGGGAAGAGCUCACCAUUCAACUCUUUGGCCACAGAGAAUCUUAGAUAUCUAUCAUCGAAACAAGCCCUUUUCGAUUUAGCCGCUUUCCGUCGGUAUUACCAGGAUUCUAUGGAUGUUAGGUUGAACAGAAGCAGUGGUUUUGAUAAUCCAUGGUUCUUUUUCGGGACAUCUUAUCCCGGGGCUCUAAGCGCGUGGUUCCGUCUUAAGUUCCCUCAUUUGACGUGCGGAAGUCUUGCCAGUUCUGCAGUUGUUCGUGCUGUCUACGAGUUCCCUGAGUUCGAUCAACAGAUUGGUGAGUCUGCCGGUCCUGAAUGCAAAGCCGUUCUUCAGGAGACUAAUGAACUCCUCGAACAAAUGCUUAAAGUGAAUGGAAAGGCGGUGAAAGAACUCUUCAACGCCUCCGAGCUUGACAUUGAUGCUGAUUUCUUGUACUUCAUCGCUGAUGCAGCAGUUAUGGCGUUCCAAUACGGAAACCCUGAUAAACUGUGUAUCCCCAUGGUUGGAGCGAAGGAUAGCGGAAGUGAUUUAGUGGAAGCGUAUGCCAAAUACGUCAAAGAGUUCUGCAUGGGAGUUUUUGGACUGAGUGCUAAAACAUACAGCAGGAAACAUCUGAGAGAAACUGCCGUUACCAAAGACAGCGCAGAUCGGCUUUGGUGGUUCCAAGUUUGCACCGAAGUGGCGUAUUUUCAGGUGGCACCGGCAAAUGAUAGUGUCCGGUCUCAGCAAGUGAAUACAGAGUAUCAUUUGGAUGUAUGCAGGUCUUUGUUUGGGAAGGGUGUUUAUCCUGAAGUUGAUGCAACAAAUCUGUAUUAUGGAGGCGAUAAAAUUGUCGCUACGAAAAUCAUUUUCACGAAUGGGUCACAAGAUCCAUGGCGCCAUGCCUCCAAGCAAACCUCAUCUCCUGAUCUGCCGUCCUACAUAAUAACAUGCCACAACUGUGGCCAUGGGACCGAUCUACGAGGAUGCCCCCAAUCUCCACUAGUCAUUGAAGGAAGCGCCAAGAAUUGCAGUUCGCCAGAUGCGGUGAAGAAAGUGAGGCAACAGAUGGUAGAACACAUCGAUCUCUGGCUUUCAGAGUGUCGUGGACAGCGUAGGAGUUCCAUGUAGUAGAACCAAACCAGCCAUCUUUUUAUUACACGCAGUUGCUGAGUUUGAGUUCCAUGUCCAUAUCCUGGAAAGCUCCAAAUCAAAAGCGUUGGUUCUGACUUGUGGGUAGCUGCUUCUGUUGUUUCUUGUACUUUCUACUGUACUCUGUAAGUGACAACACCACACGUAAUGUAACAAAGAUAGUUAUCAAACAAAUGGCUUUUUACUGUAUAUUUGGCGUUCUACAUA
Molecule: messenger RNA, 1797 nt
Organism: Tarenaya hassleriana
Lineage: Eukaryota; Viridiplantae; Streptophyta; Magnoliopsida; Brassicales; Cleomaceae
Product: probable serine protease EDA2
Exons: 12
Coding region: 97-1569 (490 amino acids)
Biological process (GO): proteolysis
Cellular component (GO): vacuole
Molecular function (GO): serine-type exopeptidase activity; dipeptidyl-peptidase activity
Source: RefSeq, a predicted model, not a curated record